Messenger RNA from Eruca vesicaria subsp. sativa (arugula), 1724 nucleotides. The record is from the annotation of a GenBank genome assembly. NCBI's taxonomy places the organism in Eukaryota, Viridiplantae, Streptophyta, Magnoliopsida, Brassicales, Brassicaceae.
AUGUACAAAGCUUUAGCGAGCAGAGCUAAGUCUCUCUGUGACACCAAAUCAUCAACCUUCCUUGCUUCUUUCACCUCUUCCAGAUUGAAACAUUCAUUACCAUUUGCUACCGUUGAUGCUGAGGAGAUCUCUGGUUCUCACCCUGGUGAAGUACAGAGUUUUGUGCAAGGAAAGUGGAUAGGUUCUUCUAACUAUAACACGCUUCUUGAUCCUCUCAAUGGAGAACCUUUUAUUAAAGUUUCUGAAGUGGAUGAAUCAGGUGUUCAGCCAUUUGUUGAGAGCUUGUCACAGUGUCCUAAACAUGGUCUCCAUAACCCUUUUAAAUCUCCAGAGAGGUACCUUUUAUAUGGAGAUAUCUCCACCAAGGCAGCUCAUAUGCUCGCCUUACCUAAGGUAUCUGAUUUCUUCACGAGGUUGAUUCAAAGAGUUGCUCCAAAGAGUUACCAGCAAGCUGAGGGAGAAGUCUUUGUCACAAGAAAGUUCUUAGAGAACUUUUGUGGUGAUCAGGUGAGGUUCCUGGCAAGGUCUUUUGCAGUACCUGGGAACCAUCUUGGCCAGCAAAGUCAUGGCUACCGUUGGCCUUAUGGUCCUGUGACAAUUGUUACACCAUUUAAUUUCCCACUUGAGAUUCCUCUACUUCAGUUAAUGGGUGCUUUAUACAUGGGCAACAAACCUCUUCUUAAAGUUGACAGCAAGGUGAGCAUUGUAAUGGAGCAAAUGAUGAGAUUGCUUCACUACUGUGGUUUACCUCUUGAAGAUGUUGACUUUAUAAACUCUGAUGGCAAGACUAUGAACAAGAUAUUAUUAGAGGCCAAUCCAAGGAUGACACUCUUCACUGGUAGCUCUAGAGUAGCUGAAAAGCUGGCACUUGAUCUCAAGGGUAGGAUCAGAUUAGAAGAUGCUGGAUUUGAUUGGAAAGUAUUGGGACCAGAUGUUCAGGAGGUUGAUUACGUUGCAUGGGUUUGUGAUCAAGAUGCAUAUGCCUGCAGUGGACAAAAGUGUUCUGCACAGUCUAUGCUUUUCAUGCAUGAGAACUGGGGGAAAACCCCUCUUGUUUCAAAACUAAAAGAUCUUGCCGGAAGACGGAAACUAGAAGACUUAACCAUUGGUCCUGUCCUAACAUUUACAACUGAGGCAAUGUUGGAGCACAUGGAGAAUCUACUUCAGAUUCCAAACUCAAAGCUACUCUUCGGUGGGAAGCCAUUAAAGAACCAUUCAAUUCCUUCUAUCUAUGGAGCCUUGGAGCCUACUGCUGUUUAUGUUCCCAUUGAAGAGAUCUUGAAGGAUAAUAAUACUUAUGAACUCGUCACCAAAGAGAUUUUUGGGCCGUUUCAGAUUGUAACGGAAUACAAAAAGGAUCAACUCCCUCUUGUGUUGGAUGCUUUAGAGAGGAUGCAUGCUCAUUUAACUGCAGCUGUUGUUUCAAAUGAUCCCAUCUUUAUCCAGGAAGUGAUAGGGAACUCAGUGAAUGGGACUACUUAUGCUGGACUUAGAGGAAGAACAACUGGUGCUCCUCAGAAUCACUGGUUUGGACCGGCAGGGGAUCCGAGAGGAGCAGGGAUAGGGACACCAGAGGCUAUAAAGCUGGUGUGGUCAUGCCACAGAGAGAUCAUCUAUGACUAUGGACCGAUUCCACAUGGUUGGGAGCUUCCUGCAUCGACUUAAAGAAGUGUGUGUGUGUGUGUGUGUGUGUGUGUGUGUGUGUGUGUGUGUGUGUGUGUGUG